CAUUUAUAUGUUUAAAAAAUUCGCCUUGUUUUGAUAUAGAAUCGUGGAAUAAUUGAAUCUUAGAGGGCUAUGAAUUGUAUUAGAUUAAUCGUGGUAAAUAAUUUUUUUUUCAAAAGUUAAAUAUAUUUCUUUCAUUCAUUAAUCACGCAACGAAGCCGAACAUAGGUAAACUUGUGAGUUAAUAUGAAACAUACAAAAUUUUGGAAAACCUACUCAAUUAUUAUGAUCGCAAAAAGAGUAUAUAUAUAAUUUUCUUUACUUAAGAAAAAAGUUUAUUCUUUACAGGUGACCAUAAAUAAUUCUCAGUUACUCUUGGUCAAUAACAUUAAAAAGGAUAAACUACAUUUGCCCAAUUUUUCUUAAUGCAUAUAAAAUAAUCUGAUGAGCAAUGAGUAUAGAGACAAGAAGGGUAAAUGAGAGAAGAAGAGGAACGUGGGUGGGACCUUUUUGAAAAGGAGACGGCAGAAAUAAGAGAAACAGAGCGCUAAAGCCACCGUCGUGCCACUGUCUCUCCUCACCCUUCUCUCUUAACAUACAACACUUAUUUUACCCUCUCACGGCCCCGUCCCGACUUCACCACUUAUAACAAAGCAGACACAAUUUAUGGAUCAUAUAAUAUAUCAUUCAAUGACAAAUUAUUAUAGAUAAAUAUCAUGUAUCGUUUUUUUAUGAUUUGAAGAUGCCAGUGUGCAUUAAUCCAUUAAGAAAGUUAAGAGUGUGGGCAUGUGACUGUGGAGAGUCUUCUGCUUAUUUCCGGUUGCGGCUAACGUCCCACUUGACUCUGUCAAUUGACGUCAACUUCUCAGGCACUGACGGAGGAAAAUCUGUCUUCCAUCCAUAUUUAACGGCGGCUUAAACGGCUCUCUUGUCAUGUGGCCUUCCUAUGAAAAUCCAAAAACCACGCUCGUCAUAUCCAAUAUUUCGAACCACGUGCCAACACACAACGAGCCUCUACAGUCUCGUAACAAAUUCAAGAUUAAAAAAAUAAAAAAAAAAUCAUAGAAAUUAAUCAUAUGACUAAUGAGUAUUAUUUCCCUUUAUUUAAUGAGCUACUAUAUAGUUUCUUAAGAAAAAAGAAAAAGAAAAAGAAGAAGAUAUUAUUCGGUCAUAUUGGCUAAGUUCAAAUUUUCCUAGUAUCA
Messenger RNA from Arabidopsis lyrata subsp. lyrata, 1139 nucleotides. RefSeq lists its product as uncharacterized. The record is from RefSeq and is a predicted model, not a curated record. Lineage: Eukaryota; Viridiplantae; Streptophyta; Magnoliopsida; Brassicales; Brassicaceae.